AUGGCUAGAGAUGGUGGUGGCACUUCAAAUUUGAUAAAACAUUCGCUGAAAUGUGGUGGAAGAGGGAAUGGAUCUUCUUAUCCUCCACUUGAUCAAGAAAAGUAUAGGGAAAAGAUUUCUGAGGUAAUAGAUGGAUCUUUGGAUAGAAUUAGAUUGUGUGUGAAAUACAUAAGAGGCUCAGAGGCUCGAAAAUUAAAGUUUGCAUCUUGUUUAGAGCAACUCUCAAAUGUGACUUCUAAGCAAGUUCGUCAAGACUUGCCUAUUAGGUGGAAUUCCACUUAUCUGAUGCUUGAGACUGCUAUAGGUCAACGAGAAGCUUUUACCCUCCUAAGUGAUAUUGAUCCCUACUUUGAUUGUUUAUCAAACGAGGAGUGGGAUAAGGUAAAAACCAUAGCUGAUUUUUUGAAGCCAUUUUAUGAUAUCACAGUUUUUUUUUCGGGUAGCACUUAUCCAACCGCCAACCUCUAUUUUAGUGGUGUGUGGAGAAUUCAUAUGAAAAUCAAGGAAGUUGCAUGUGUUGAUCAUAGUGAGUUUGAAAAACAAAAUCAAUUAUGUUGCAUGGCUAGAAGAAUGGAGAAUUUUUUUGAUAAAUACUGGAAUUCUUAUAGUGUUGUUCUAUCAUUUGCUGUCAUCUUAGAUCCUAGAUAUAAGUUGCAGUUUGUUGAGUGGUGCUAUGUGAGGUUGUCAGGUAGUGAGGGAGUACAAGUUGCAAAGUUGAUUUUAGAUAAGUUGAAAGCUUUUUUUCAAGAAUAUCUCAAGUCCUCAAAUGAGACAACCGCUUCAUCUAUACAAAGGUCAAUUAGAGGUAGUCCAAACAUUCCCUCAAAUGACUUACAGGAUUUUGGGACUUACGAAACAAAUGAGGGUAAAUAUCUCAAACUUUCUAUAUUGGCACGUGACCUUUUGAGCAUUCCAAUUACUACAGUUGCAUCAGAAUCAGCAUUUAGUAUAGGUGGACGUAUACUUGACAAGUAUCGAAGUGCUCUUAUACCUGAAAAUGUUGAAGCAUUAUUGUGUACACAUGAUUGGCUUUGUGGAACUCCAGUGGAACCACCUUGUUCUCAAUGCUUGAAAAGGGUUAAUAUUGAUAACACAAUCGAAGCUCCAAUCAUAGCCAUCGAAUUUGUAAUAGAUCCGGCAGCUCCGGCAUCAGGACCUGGUGCCGGAGACAACGAGGGACUGAGGUCUUGGGCUGAGGCUACGGUGGCUGCAAAGACAAACACAAAAAGAAAGGAGAAGAACUUCAUUGUAGUAGAUGAUGAUGCCAUUGUGAAACUGUAG
This is a messenger RNA of Lathyrus oleraceus (garden pea), 1281 nucleotides long. Its product is annotated as zinc finger BED domain-containing protein RICESLEEPER 2. The record is from RefSeq and is a predicted model, not a curated record. Lineage: Eukaryota; Viridiplantae; Streptophyta; Magnoliopsida; Fabales; Fabaceae. Gene Ontology annotation, molecular function: protein dimerization activity; DNA binding. The coding region runs from base 1 to 1281 and encodes 426 amino acids. The transcript has 4 exons.